Messenger RNA from Dermacentor silvarum, 2622 nucleotides. Its product is annotated as transcription factor SPT20 homolog. Gene Ontology annotation, biological process: DNA integration. Lineage: Eukaryota; Metazoa; Arthropoda; Arachnida; Ixodida; Ixodidae. The record is from RefSeq and is a predicted model, not a curated record. Gene Ontology annotation, molecular function: nucleic acid binding.
AUGGUUCAGAUACCCAUGCUGAACGACAAGGAUGAAGACCAACAGCUGAUCAAGGGGACCAAGGAUUGGGAAGAGUUGCUGGUUCGGCUCAAACAAGUACUGGAUGCCCUGCGAGCUGCUGGUCUAACCCUGAAAAUAUCCAAGUGUGUGUUUGGAAGUGAGGAAAUCGACUACUUAGGCUUCAAGAUUGCGAAAGGCUACCUGCAGCCAGGUGAAGUGAAACAACAAGCCAUACUGGACGCCAGCACGCCAACUGAUGUUCACAGUGCAGAACCGCUCACUUCUCUGACCAAGAAAGACACGAAGUUCACGUGGGGAGUGGAGCAGCAGGAAGCUUUCGACCAGCUCCGAAAGGAACUGACAGCACCACCCGUUCUGAAGUUGUACAACCCUUUGGCUCCGACAGAGCUCCACACGGACGCAAGCAGACAUGGACUUGCGGGGAUGAUCCUUCAACAAGAUGAGUCGGGACGCUGGCACUUGGUGUUUUGUGUACCAGGAGGAAAGAAGCCUGGGCUUCUGCACUCGAUACCACCUGGGAAGAGACCAUUUCAAGUUUUUCAUGUGGACCACGUUGGUCCGUUUGUGAGAAGUUCCAAGAAGAACCAGUGGAUAUUGGUGCUGGUGGACAAUCUGACCAAGUUUGUGCGCCUCUACCCUGUGCGCGACACCUCGGCGAGAAAUGUACUGCGGUGUAUGCAGAACUUCAUAACAGAGUUUGGACUACCGGAGCGCAUCAUCUCGGACCGUGGUUCCUGUUUCACGUCCCACGGCUUUGAAGCCUUCUGUCAGGAAAAUGGCGUGGCUCACACACUGAACUCGGCACACCAUCCAAGGGCUAAUGGCCAGGUGGAGCGUGUGAACCGACCUCUGGUACCGUGUAUUAUGGCUACAAUCAAGGACCCAGCUCACAAAGAUUGGGAUCAGAAGAUCAAGGAGCAGCAGCAGCAGCAGCAGCAGCAGCAGCAGCAGCAGCAGCAGCAGCAGCAGCAGCAGCAGCAGCAGCAGCAGCAGCAGCAGCAGCAGCAGCAGCAGCAGCAGCAGCAGCAGCAGCAGCAGCAGCAGCAGCAGCAGCAGCAGCAGCAGCAGCAGCAGCAGCAGCAGCAGCCACAGCAGCAGCAGCAGCAGCAGCAGCAGCAGCAGCAGCAGCAGCAGCAGCAGCAGCAGCAGCAGCAGCAGCAGCAGCACAGCAGCAGCAGCAGCAGAGCACAGCAGCAGCAGCAGCAGCAGCAGCAGCAGCAGCAGCAGCAGCAGCAGCAGCAGCAGCAGCAGCAGCCAGCACAGCAGCAGCAGCAGCAGCAGCAGCAGCAGCAGCAGCGCAGCAGCCAGCAGCAGCAGCAGCAGCAGCAGCAGCAGCAGCAGCAGCAGCAGCAGCAGCAGCAGCAGCAGCAGCAGCAGCAGCAGCAGCAGCAGCAGCAGCAGCAGCAGCAGCAGCCGCAGCAGCAGCAGCGGCAGCAGCAGCAGCAGCAGCAGCAGCAGCAGCAGCAGCAGCAGCAGCAGCAGCAGAAGCAGCCGCAGCAGCAGCAGCAGCAGCAGCAGCAGCAGCAGCAGCAGCAGCAGCAGCAGCAGCAGCACAGCAGCGCAGCAGCAGCAGCAGCAGCGCAGCAGCAGCAAGCGAAGCAGCAGCAGCGCAGCAGCAAGCAGCAGCAGCAGCAGCAGCAGCAGCAGCAGCAGCAGCAGCAGCAGCAGCAGCAGCAGCAGCAGCAGCAGCAGCCGCAGCAGCAGCAGCAGCAGCAGCAGCAGCAGCAGCAGCCUAAGCAGCAGCAGCAGCAGCAGCAGCAGCAGCAGCAGCAGCAGCAGCAGCAGCAGCAGCAGCAGCAGCAGCAGCAGCAGCAGCAGCAGCAGCAGCAGCAGCAGCAGCAGCAGCAGCAGCAGCAGCAGCAGCAGCAUAGCAGCCGCAGCAGCAAGCAGCAGCAGAAGCAGCAGCAGCAGCAGCAGCAGCAGCAGCAGCAGCAGCAGCAGCAGCAGCAGCAGCAGCAGCAGCAGCAGCAGCAGCAGCAGCAGCAGCAGCAGCAGCAGCAGCAGCAGCAGCAGCAGCAGCAGCAGCAGCAGCAGCAGCAGCAGCAGCAGCAGCAGCAGCAGCAGCAGCAGCAGCAGCAGCAGCAGCAGCAGCAGCAGCAGCAGCAGCAGCAGCAGCAGCAGCAGCAGCAGCAGCAGCAGCAGCAGCAGCAGCAGCAGCAGCAGCAGCAGCAGCAGCAGCAGCAGCAGCAGCAGCAGCAGCAGCAGCAGCAGCAGCAGCAGCAGCAGCAGCAGCAGCAGCAGCAGCAGCAGCAGCAGCAGCAGCAGCAGCAGCAGCAGCAGCAGCGCAGCAGCAGCAGCAGCAGCAGCAGCAGCAGCAGCAGCAGCAGCAGCAGCAGCAGCAAGCAGCAGCAGCAGCAGCAGCAGCAGCAGCAGCAGCAGCAGCAGCAGCAGCAGCAGCAGCAGCAGCAGCAGCAGCAGCAGCAGCAGCAGCAGCAGCAGCAGCAGCAGCAGCAGCCAAUCCUUAAACAUUUUGACCCAAUAGUCACCGGCAUGUCCCACCACUGUGAGCAGGUGGCAGACAAUUUCCAAAUGGUCUGGGUCUGCCAAAAUAAUCUAGCCUUUACCCCCAACCCCAACCUUCCCGAGAUGACUGGGAGGUAG